UUAAAGUAAAUACGCGUCUCUCGAUCAGGGAACGUUCAACAUAUAUAUUAUUUUCUGACCGUAUGUCAGCGCCGUGACUUUCAGUCGUUUUCUGUCACGAUGUCGAAUAUAAAUCUGGUGAAGGAGAUGAAGCGCUGGGCCACAGAAGAGUUUAAUCUGCCCCUGGACAGUUUACCUAAUGACAACUAUUUAAAAACUCUCUGUGUUGGAACUGGGAAGGCAAUCUGGAAGCACAUUAUUCAACACGUUUUUCAGCAAAGAAACGUGAGGAUCAUGCGUGGCAAUCUUAAGUGGUACAACGUACUACAGGAGAAAGAGUUGGUGCAGGCUAAAGGCCAGACUGAGACUGCAAAGCGUAAAGAGCUCCAUAAGAAAAUAGAGCAGCUGAAAGCUGAGAUCAGCCACCUGGACUCUCAGAUCAGUGGAACAGAAGAACAAAUAGCCACACAAGAGCAAUCAAUUGGUCACAUUUGGGCCCAAAUGGAGGACAGCCAGAGCAGAGAACUGUUUCUGCAAGCUUUCAGGCAGUGCUGCAGCUUGAACCGUAAGGCGCUCUCUGACGAUGUGCAAAAAAUCAGCAGCCACUCCCAAGUGCUAGAGCAGUUAGAGAGGAAAGCAGAAACUGAGGUGCUGUUCAAUGAUGAGCCCCCCAGCAGUAGAGCUGAUGAUGGUUUCAACUCCCAGGCUGCAGCAGUGGCCCAAGUCCUGCGAGAGCUGAGAAAGCUGAGUGAAGACAGAGUCCAUUUCUAUCAGUCUUUACAAGAAAUAGAACUAAAAACACAGAAUUUUACAGCCACAAGUAUAACUCGUGAACAAAGGAUAGCUGCAUUUCAGUACUGGCUGAGUACAGCUGAGAAAGUUUUGAGCAGUUAUCCUCCAAGCCACGUCCUCUCAGCGCUUCAACAUUUAGCUACAAUAGAGCAGAAGGAACUGCAGGACAAAGUAGCUUCUCUGGAUGUGACGCAGGAUGUGGCAGCACUGCGAUUCCGAUAUGAGAGCAAUCACCUUCUGGACGUCUUUGCAGAUGACAAUGAGCUGCCGCCUGUUAAGACCCUCUUAGAGGCUGCUUGGGAAGAGGUGCAGCAGAGUUUGGUGGAGUUGUCUCAGACUCGCUCCAAAGUCCAGCAGCUCAAAAGUCUGUUGCAGGAUCGUAAAAUGGAGGCAGAGCAAGAGAUGUCUGGGACUUCAGAUGAGCUCCAGAAUGAAACCGUGGCACUAUCAGCAUUCGAGGUGGAAUUGCGAUGUGUGAUGCAGGCAGCAGCUCGGGACUAUAUCAGAGACAGAUGUACUCAACUCGACCAACAUGCCAAAAAUUGCCAAGAAGCACUAAGAAAUCUUCACAGCCAGUGGCAGAGCAUUCUGGACUUUAGGGAACUAGUGGCUGUCAGACAAGAGCAGAUUAGAGGUCUGAUUAAAGGAAACUCAACAGCCAAAACACAGCUGAUUUGUCUUCAUAAAGAGUUGCAAGAAAUCACUGAGCUCAAGCUCAUGCCACAGUUUGAAGAUGUGGUCACAGCAGCUAACGGUUUACGAAACUCUAUUUCUAAGGAGGCCAAACAGUUUGGGACAGUUUCACUCCUUUCUCUGGACCGCAGGACUGUGGACGGAAUACAAAGAGUUCCUGCGUCCUUGUUAUCCAUUCAUCGCCUGCAAUCCUCAAGUUUCAGCAACUUUUGUCAGAACCUGGCAUUUCCUCUGUACAAGGCUCCAGAAGAGUUGUGCUCCCAGUUGCGAUCCCAACAGCUCGAGUUGCGUUUUCUCCGCGAGUUAUUGCAGCUUUACUCCGUCACUCUGCAGAAAGUACAGAAGGAAGCAGAACAGCUACCCGCGUCAGAUCAAAAAGCUCUGCUCACCAGAGUCAAAGAGGAGGAUCAGAAGCUUCUGAAGUUUUUGCUACCAAGAGCCAGAAGCCUCACUCACCGCUGUGCACAGGGCCUUUCUUAUGGAGCUCAAGUCAAGACUGCCAUCACUUACUGGUGGGACAAACCAGCACAGCGUGUCCUACCUGAUGUCACUAAAGGAGGGCUGACUUUCCAGCAGUGGCUUCAAAGGUGGAAACUAGCUGCUAAAGCAUCAUAG
Nematolebias whitei (Rio pearlfish) is the source of this 2079-nucleotide messenger RNA. It is a transcript of the gene haus5, whose product is annotated as HAUS augmin-like complex, subunit 5. NCBI's taxonomy places the organism in Eukaryota, Metazoa, Chordata, Actinopteri, Cyprinodontiformes, Rivulidae. Bases 100 to 2079 code for a protein of 659 amino acids. Gene Ontology annotation, biological process: centrosome cycle; spindle assembly. The record is from RefSeq and is a predicted model, not a curated record. The transcript is spliced from 19 exons. Gene Ontology annotation, cellular component: HAUS complex; centrosome.